CAGAAGAAAUCCAAUGAAUGCACAGAAGAAGCCCCAUAAAUGUUUGGAGUGUGGGAAAUGCUUUUCCAGGAAAGAUAGGCUUACAGUGCAUCAGAGAGUCCACACACAGAAGAAAUCCAAUGAAUGCACAGGAGAAAAAAACCAUAAAUGUUUGGAGUGUGGGAAAUGUUUUCCUUGUAAAUCAAAGCUCCUCACACACCAAAGUAUUCACAAAGGAGAGAAACCCUUCAAAUGCUGGGAUUGUGGAAAAUGUUUUACUAAAAAAUCUGGACUUCGUAUACACGAAAUAAUCCACACAGGAAUCAAACCAUAUAAAUGUUUGGAGUGUGGGCAUUGUUUUUCACAGAUGGGAAACCUUCAAAAACACCAAAGACACCACCUAGAAGAGAAAGUAUAUAAAUGUUGGGAGUGUGAGGAGUGUUUUAGUGAUGAGGCAGCCCUUGUGACACACCAGUCUGCCCAUACAGGAAAGAGGACAUACAAAUGCAUGGAGUGUGGGAAAUGUUUUGUAGAGAAAUCGAACCUUGCUAAACAUCGCAGAGUCCACACAGGAGAGAAACAAUAUAAAUGCUUGGAGUGUGGGAAAUUGUUUGCUCAUCAAUCAGAUCUUAUGAGCCACAGAAGAAUCCACAAAAAAAUUAAAUCCCAUGAAUGCUUGGAGUGUGGGAAACGUUUUUCCCGGAAAGAUGGCCUUGUAUUGCACAAGAGAGUCCACACAGGAGAGAAGCCUUAUAAAUGUUUGGAGUGCGGGAAAUGUUUUUCUCAAAGUUCACAACUUAUUACACACCAUAGAAUCCACACAGGAGAAAAACCCCAUAAAUGCUUGGAGUGUGGGAAAUGUUUUUCUCAAAAAUCAAUGCUUCUUACUCAUCAGAGAAUCCACACAGGAGAGAAACCACACAAAUGUUUGGAGUGUGGCAAGUCUUUUGCUCGGAAGAACACUCUUGUAACCCAUCAGAGGGUCCACACAGGAGAAAGACCCUAUAAGUGCUUGGAAUACUACAUCUCCCAGAAUCCUUUGAGUCCCCAGGGGGUUUCCUCGCUGCGGCGGGCCAAGAUCGACCACGUUGCCUUCUCUUACAUGAGAUGCGGAAGUCAGAUGGCAUCGCCAGACCCCAAGCCUGACCUCGUCCCCCAGCGAGAGCGAGAGGAAGAGCCACAGCUGCCCAGUCUUCAGGCCUCGGACGGAGCGGAGGCCGAUGAGCCAGACGGCAGCUUAGCCUAG
Elgaria multicarinata webbii is the source of this 1225-nucleotide messenger RNA. Its product is annotated as zinc finger protein OZF-like. The coding region runs from base 14 to 1225 and encodes 403 amino acids. The transcript has 5 exons. The record is from RefSeq and is a predicted model, not a curated record. Lineage: Eukaryota; Metazoa; Chordata; Lepidosauria; Squamata; Anguidae.